This is a messenger RNA of Diplodia corticola, 729 nucleotides long. RefSeq names its product ctd kinase subunit gamma. Bases 1 to 729 code for a protein of 242 amino acids. The record is from RefSeq and is a predicted model, not a curated record. Gene Ontology annotation, biological process: positive regulation of DNA-templated transcription, elongation; positive regulation of transcription by RNA polymerase I. Gene Ontology annotation, cellular component: CTDK-1 complex. The transcript has 3 exons. Lineage: Eukaryota; Fungi; Ascomycota; Dothideomycetes; Botryosphaeriales; Botryosphaeriaceae.
AUGGCGGACCCGUUCGAAGUGCGCAUGCGCUUCACGAGCCAGCUGCAGCACCUCAACGCCUCGGUCACGUCGGCCCAGAAAGCCGCCAACUAUGCCCUCAAGUACCGCGACAUGGACGAGGACCUGCACUCGUGCAUACUGGAGCAGCUGGAGCGGAAUAACAUGAACAACCGCGCCAACAUCAUGUACUUCAUCGAGCACCUGUGCGACGUCGCCCAGCGCGAGAGCCACCUCGAGUUCGUCCGCAUGAUGCAGCGCGACAUCCUGCGCGUCAUCGACGCCGUCGCGCCCCCGGACGGCUCCGGCGCCGCCAACGUCAAGGUCGUGAGGAGGGUGCUGGCCGGCCUGCAAAACAAGCAGGUCCUCCUCCCGCAAACGGUCCAGGAGCUCGAAGACUGCCUCAAGGAGCGCGACAACAUCGCCGUCGCCCACCCGGCGCUGGGGUCUCCGACCGGGGCGAACGGCGGCGCGCCCGGAAGCGGGAAGCAGACGCCGCGUGGGAACGGCGCCGUGCGGCUGGACAAGCGGCAGGUGGAGCAGCGGAUUGAGGAGGAUCGGGAGCGGCACAAGAGGUUGAGAGAGGUCAUUUGGCAGGUGGAUCCGGAAAACAAUGGGGAGUUCGAGAAGCUGUGGGAGGAGAGUAGCGACAUUGGGGAUGAUGACUAUAUCGCUGCUGAGGAAGAUGCUGAGGAGCGGAGACAGGCUAUUGCGUUUGAUCGGGAGCUUUGA